UUAAAAUUUAAUAUGGAUUAAUAAACAGAGUAAGAUAAACUUGAAUCAAUAGCUACUCCAGGAGUAUUAGAUAAAUAUCAAAAUGCAGGUAAAAUAGUAAAUGGUAAUUUUUAAAAUUAAUUAAUGAUCAGUUGUUCUUGAAAAAGUGAUUGCUAAAUUAUAAGUAAAUGGUGAUAUAGCUUAAAUUUGUGCUUUUGGAGAUUCAGAGAUAAGUGGAGAACUAUAAAAAGUUUACAAUAAGAAAAAUAUAGAAAAAGGGUUGGCAUUUCCAACAACAAUUUCUGUGAAUUAAAUAUGCGGUCAUUAUUCUCCAUUGAAGAGUGAAACCAGUAAUUUAGUAAAGGGUGAUGUAGCUAAGAUGUAAUUUUAAUAAUAAAUAAAUAGUGAAUUGGGCGUACAUAUAGAUGGAUAUAUUGCAAUAGCUGCACACACAGUAGUAGUAGGAGAAGAUUAAGUCGAAGGUUAGAAGGCUGAUGUUAUAUUGGCUGCAUAUUAAUCAGUUUAAGCUCUUUAUAGAUCAAUUAAGCCAGGCACUACUAAUACAGCUUUAACUAAGCUUAUUUAAUAAAUUGCAGAUGAUCAUAAAUGUACUCCAUUAGAAGGAGUUUUAAGUCAUGAAGUUAAAAGACACUUUAUUGAUGGAAAUAAGGUUAUCAUUAAUAGAGAAACAUAAGAACAAAGAGUUGAUGAAGAAGAAAUCUAAGUUAAUGAUGUUUUUGUUUUAGAUGUUUAUAUUACAACAGGUGAUGGAAAGACUAAAGAGGUAAAUAUCAAUAUUUAUAUAUUCAUUUAGUCUGAUUUAAGAACUACUGUCUAUAAAAGAGCAUUAGAUAGAUAAUAUUAAUUAAAAACUAAACAUGGUAGAGCAUUUAUGCAAGAAGUUUAUGAAAAAUAUCCAUCUUUAUGUUUCUCAUUAAGAGCCUUCGAAGAUGAAAUUACAGCUAAAUUAGCUGUUUAAGAAUGUGCUAAACAUGAAUUAUUAAAUCCUUAUCCUAUUUUGAUAAGUCCAAAUAGUAUUGUUGCAUAAUUCACUAUUACUGUUGCUGUUCUUGCUAAUAGCACUAUCUAAAUUUCAGGAUUAAAAUUAGAUGAAACUAAAUUCAAGUCUGCACACGAUCUCAAUGAUCCUACACUCAAAGAAUUAUUGAAAGUAUUUUUAUCUUUUAUUCUUUAGUUACCUAUGGAUAAGGAUUCAUAAAAAAAAAGACAUUUAGAGCAAAAAUAAAAAGCUUGAUAAAGAU
Molecule: messenger RNA, 1241 nt
Organism: Paramecium sonneborni
Lineage: Eukaryota; Ciliophora; Oligohymenophorea; Peniculida; Parameciidae
Source: the annotation of a GenBank genome assembly